Messenger RNA from Stylophora pistillata, 374 nucleotides. RefSeq lists its product as uncharacterized. The record is from RefSeq and is a predicted model, not a curated record. NCBI's taxonomy places the organism in Eukaryota, Metazoa, Cnidaria, Anthozoa, Scleractinia, Pocilloporidae.
CAACAUAACCAUGUGUAUUCUAUGACAUAAAAGUUCAUUCACAUUUAUUUAUAGAGUCAUGAAAUUAUGCCUGGAUCUUUACUGCAAGAACCCGCAUGUACUAGAUCCCCUUCGACAGUUCAUAAUACUUCCAAGCAAUAAAACAAUAAGAAUUUAUAAGAACAAAGUCAAAGAGAUCCCAGGGUGGAAUGAUGAAAUCCUUAGAUGGUGCCUGAAUGCUGCUGAAGAAAGUGGUUUGAAACCAGGAGAUUACUUGGGAGGAUUUGGAAUUGACGAGAUGAAGAUUCAGGAGAACCUAGAGAUGACCUCUGUAGGUGGCAAACACAAGCUUGUAGGCUUCGUUGACCUUGGAAAGGGUCAUGAACUGAUGGGGA